This is a messenger RNA of Pelagomonas calceolata, 1903 nucleotides long. Lineage: Eukaryota; Pelagophyceae; Pelagomonadales; Pelagomonadaceae. The record is from the annotation of a GenBank genome assembly.
CUUUGUCUUGUGCUCGGUCUUGGCGUCGCGGCGCCAAACCGGGCGCGAAUCGCUGCCCCUGAGCACUCGCGAGGCUGCACGGGCUGCCCUUGCGACGCCCAGUCGCCGCGGCGCAGCAGCAGCAAUGGCGGACGCCACCUACGGCGCGUCCACGCCCACAGAGACCGAGGUCGUGGACGAUGAGCGCACGACGCUGAUCCAGAAGAGGCGGCCGCGGAGACUGCGACGGUCCGUCGCCGCCGCCGCAGCAUUAAUACUGUGCGGCACCGCCGUCAAAGUAAAACGCGGUUCGAUACGCGAGUACCGAUUAGGAUCGGACGUCGGCGAGCUGGGCGAGUACCCCACGGCGACCUGGGAGGCUGUGAAUAACGACAGUGUGGAAAAGGUUUAUGAUUUGGAGGAGCACAUCCUAGUCACGACGGAAGUGAACAACGCCUACGUCUUCUACAAGGAACUGCUGUUCGGGAGGUUAGGUAGAGCGACGGGGACCCUGGAUCCCUCGAAAGGCGUCCGGGUCAAGUCGCACGCCUACGCGACGAGCGCCUGGAACACAUUUCAAUCAAACUUGGAUGAUAAGCUUGUGAAAGCCAACUCCAUCGUUUGGGUCUCGGUGGUCAACACAAUGGAUACAUUAGUUGCCGGCGGCAUGCAGAAGGAGCUGAAUGCGAUGGGUGUGGCGGAUGAGGUGAUCUACUGGGGCUGCAAUUCCGGUGAGACUUGUGACGGGAGCGAUGGGGAAUUGCUCGUAGGCGAGUGCGUCUAUACGUAUGGCGACGACGUUUUGUUGCACAACACGUUAUUGAGGACGUUGCUGUCUUAUGAGUUACCUCUUACCAUAGUGCUAGCUUCCGACUUGGACUGCAAGACGCGAUUGCCAGUAACCCACCACAAGAUCAUAUACGCCGGGGACUCUUCUCAAGCACAGUUCGACGAAUACGUGUCAAGGGGCGGCGACGCGGCCUGGUUCCCCUUCGGCUACGAGGGGGUUGUGACGGACGACGAGGUCGAUGAGCUGGUCGAGAACGUUGAGGCGUCCCUGAAAGCCGAGAAGGACACGUUACUAUCCUACUCGGGCUCGGUGAUAUACCGGAAGCCGUCGCGCGUCCGGUUGGGGGAGUGGGCCAUUUCGGGAGGCAUCGAGGAGAUGGAGCAAUUGGCGGCUCGGUCCGGUCUCAAACUGGACGUCGAGUCCUACGGCAUGUACGGCAUGGAUAUAGUGCAUCCCGAGGGGCCCGAGGUCGAGUGGACGGCCGGCGUUUCGGAUCCGGAUUCGGAUACGCUCCAGGGGCGGUCGUAUUAUGUCCUCGCGCCGGCGGGCGACGUCUGGACGUCGGGCCGCAUGCUGGAAGCAUUAACCUUCGGCGCGAUCCCCGUCGUUGACCAGACUUAUAAGACCGACGGGGGAUUGAGCGCCAAGGGCUGCGAGGACCCGGCCCUGCAUUGGCACGAGGUCGCCGCCGACACGUUUGUCUUUGUGGACGACUGGCCCAAGCUUCCCGAGACGCUCGUGGCGAACGACGCUCUGGACGUCGAGAAACGUGCAGCUAGAGUAGCAAGGUUGCACGGCGUCCUCCGCCGCGUCGCGGACGACGCGCGCGACGCGAUCCUGACGCCGCCGAAGAACGCGAAGACGGUCUGCGAGACCGUCCCCCUCUUCGACGACGAGCUCCAGCAGCUCGUGCAGCAGGCCUACGACUACUACACGCAGCCCGCGCCCGAGGGCGCGCCGUUUGGCGGCAUGCCCUGGUUCGACGCGUUCGUGGAGAACCCGUCGCUGCCGACGAACACGUGCGGGGCGAAGGAUCUCUCGGCGUCGAACGGCGCGAAGUGUUUCGACGAGGCGUGCGCGCUGCCGAGCGCCGCAUCAUUUGACUGCAAGGCUGUGGAUACAACUGUGUAAUAU